Molecule: messenger RNA, 423 nt
Organism: Zasmidium cellare ATCC 36951
Lineage: Eukaryota; Fungi; Ascomycota; Dothideomycetes; Mycosphaerellales; Mycosphaerellaceae
Exons: 6
Coding region: 1-423 (140 amino acids)
Biological process (GO): proton transmembrane transport
Cellular component (GO): vacuolar proton-transporting V-type ATPase complex
Molecular function (GO): proton-transporting ATPase activity, rotational mechanism
Source: RefSeq, a predicted model, not a curated record
AUGCGAGAUCUGAAGCAAGAAGGAUCAUCGGGCGUCCCACGUGUUUCCGGCGCAGUCGCCGACGCAGCCCAAAACUCAGCCGGCAUCCAGACGCUGCUCGAGGCAGAGAAAGACGCCCAGAAGAUCGUUCAGAAAGCCCGAGAAUACCGAACCAAACGCGUAAAAGACGCCCGCUCCGAAGCCCAGAAGGAAAUCGAAGACUACCGGAGUCAAAAGGAAGAGGAGUUUAAGGCGUAUGAGAAGCAGCACACAUCCGGCAACAAAGCCGCGGAAGAAGAAGCGGAAAAGGACACGCAGGAGAAGUUGAAGGAGAUCAAGCAGAUUGGGGAGAAGACGGGGCCCAAGGUCGUGGAUGAUUUGAUCAAGGCCGUGUUGGAUGUGCAGUUGGUGGUGCCGGAGAGGGUGUCGCAGGCGACUGUAUAG